This is a messenger RNA of Bufo bufo (common toad), 1706 nucleotides long. RefSeq names its product oocyte zinc finger protein XlCOF7.1-like. The transcript has a single exon. The coding region runs from base 138 to 1343 and encodes 401 amino acids. The record is from RefSeq and is a predicted model, not a curated record. NCBI's taxonomy places the organism in Eukaryota, Metazoa, Chordata, Amphibia, Anura, Bufonidae. Gene Ontology annotation, biological process: regulation of immune system process; regulation of cytokine production; negative regulation of transcription by RNA polymerase II.
GGAGCUCAGAAGUACAUCUGGUGUCUUCACAUUUUAAAGCAGAUGAUCAUGUUGUCACACAAGAUACCUAUGAAAAACAUGCCAUUAUCACAGAUGUACCCUCUGACAUUCACAGCAAAAAUCCAUCAUCUGAUGCUAUGAAAAACACGGAGAAGCCAUUUUCAUGUCCAGAAUGUGGGAAAUGUUUUGCUUUAAAAAACACUCUUGUUACGCACCAGAGAAUUCACACAGGAGAGAAGCCAUAUUCAUGUUCGGAAUGUGAGAAAUGUUUUGCUUGGAAAUCAGAUUUUGUUAGGCAUAAGAGAAAUCAUACAGGGGAGAAGCCGUUUUCAUGUUCAUAUUGCGGGAAAUGUUAUAACCAGAAAUCAGAUCUUGUUAUACAUCAGAGAUGCCACACUGGGUCGAUGCUAUUUACAUGUACAGAAUGUAAUAAAGGUUUCAUCCAGAAAUCUGAUCUUGUUAAACAUCAGAGAAUUCACACAGGGGUGAAGCCAUUUUCAUGUUCAGAAUGUGGUAAGUGUUUUACGUUGAAAUCAAAUCAUCUUAAACAUGAGAGACGUCACACGGGGGACAAGCCGUUUUCAUGUUCAGAAUGUGGGAAAAAUUAUAGUUCUAAAUCAGCUCUUCUCAUUCAUCAGAGAAUUCACACAGGAGAGAAGCCAUUUUUAUGUUUAGAAUGUGGGAAAUGUUUUAACAAGAAAUCAAAUCUUGUUACACAUAAGAGAACUCACACAGGGGAGAAGCCAUUCUCAUGUUCAGAAUGUGGGAAAUGUUUUAACAGGAAAUUACAUCUUGUUACACAUCAGAUAAUUCACACAGGAGAGAAGCCUUUCUCAUGUUCAGAAUGUGGGAAAUGUUUUAACAGGAAAUUACAUCUUGUUACACAUCAGAGAAGUCACACAGGAGAGAAGCCAUAUUCAUGUUCAGAAUGUGGGAAAUGUUUUACUUGGAAAUCAGAUGUUGUUAAACAUCAGAGAAGUCACACAGGGGAAAAGCCAUAUUCAUGUUCAGAAUGUGGGAAAUGUUUUCCUUGGAAAUCAGAUGUUGCUAAACAUCAGAGAAGUCACACAGGGGAGAAGCCAUAUUCAUGUUCUGAAUGUAGGAAAUGUUUUACCCACAAGUCAGCGCUUGUUAGACAUCAGAGGAGUCACACAGGGGAGAAGCCAUUUUCAUGUUCAGAAUGUGGGAAAUGCUUUACUUCGAAAUCAAAUCUUGUUACACAUCAGAUAAUUCACACAGGAGAGAAGCCAUAUUCAUGUUCAGAAUGUGGGAAACGUUUUAACAGGAAAUCAAAUCUUGUUACACAUCAGAUAAUUCACACAGGAGAGAAUUCAUGUUCUUAAUGCGGGAAAUGUUUUAAAUGGAAAUCAAAUUUUGUUAGAAUAAGAGAAUGUACACAAAGGAAAAGCCAUUUUUAUGUCCCGAAUUUGGGAAAUAUUUACCCACAAAUCAAAUUUUUCUAAACAUCAAAGAACUCACACAGGGGGAGAAACCAUUUUCUUUCGUUAAACUAAAGAAAAAUAUCACUUACAGUCAAAGUAAAGACCUAUCACACCAAGAUUCAUAAAUGAUGAUUAUGAAAUGUAUGUACUGACCAAUCAAUUGCUCUUAUCUAAAAAGCAAAUAUAAUACAGAUAACUCACCUGUAUAUCCACCAUGUGCAGAAAAUAUUUUACAUUCAUUUAUUUAACUAAAUAUUAAAACUU